CAGGGCGGCCCGGCGCAGGCGCGGAGGCGGCUGCAGGGGGCGGGGUCGGCCCUAAAGCGAGGCUUCGGGCCUGGGUUGAGGGCGAGCUAGGGAGAGUGCCGGGGGUUCCGGGCUCCAUCCCGAGGCGGCGCUGGCGGCUCCUGGACUCUUCUUUUCGUUUCCUUUCCUUUUCCCCCCGUCUUCUCAGUGUGAUUUUCUUGAAACACUGCUGAGAUUCUUUGCUAUCACCCUGGAGUCUGGGAUUUGAGUUAAAUCUCUCCACUGAUGACGUUUAUAGUACAGAAACAAAAGUGAUGGUCCCAGGCAGGACUAAGGCCAGUUUUUUUUAGGUUGACUUGGGCAGAAAAGUGGAAAGAGAAUGCUUCACUUUACCCGACAUCAGUAUCUGAGACAAAUAACCCAGAAAUAUUUUUCUAGUGUAUAUAUUAAAAUGGAUAAACAUGCACAGCUAUUUCUUUCAAGUACUUUUGCACUUGCAGAAUUAAGGAAGUCAUGGCAUUCAACCUACUCUCUGUUUGGAGACAAAAAUAUUAUCCUGAUGGGACCUCCUGGUGCUGGGAAAACAACAGUAGGCAGAAUAAUAGGUCAGAAACUAGGUUGUUGUGUCAUAGAUGUGGAUGAUGAUAUCCUUGAAAAAACCUGGAAUAUGAGUGUGUCUGAAAAAUUACAGGAUGUUGGUAAUGAGCAAUUUUUAGAAGAGGAAGGAAAAGCCGUGUUAAACUUCUCUGCAUCUGGAAGUGUGAUUUCCCUUUCUGGGUCCAAUCCAAUGCAUGAUGCUAGCAUGUGGCAUCUGAAGCAAAAUGGAAUAAUUGUGUACCUGGAUGUGCCCCUAACAGACAUAGUUAGUCGUCUAAAGUUAAUGAAAAUAGAUAGGAUUGUAGGUCAGAAUUCUGAAACAUCUAUGAAAGACUUACUUAAAUUUAGAAGACAGUAUUAUAAGAAGUGGUAUGAUACUCGUGUUUUUUGUGAAAGCGGGGCUUCCACAGAGGAAGUAGCUGACAAAGUGCUUGAUUCAGUUAAAAGAUACCAAGAUGUAGACUCAGAAACAUUCAUCUCAACAAGACAUAUUUGGCCUAAAGACUGUGAACAGAAGGUUUCAACAAAAUUCUUUAGCGAAGCUGUGAUUGAGGGGCUGGCUUCUGAUGGUGGACUCUUUGUUCCUGAGAAGAAGUUUCCAAAAUUAAACUGUAGAGAGUGGAAAGGCCUAGUAGGAGCAACAUAUGUAGAAAGAGCACAAAUACUCCUGGAAAAGUGUAUACAUCCUGCUGACAUACCUGCUGCGACUUUGGGAGAAAUGAUUGAAACUGCUUAUGGAGAAAACUUUGCCUGCUCAAAAAUUGCCCCUGUCAGGCACCUUUCAGGCAACCAAUUCAUCCUGGAGCUGUUUCAUGGACCAACAGGAUCAUUUAAAGAUUUGUCUUUACAGCUUAUGCCUCAUCUCUUUGCAUACUGUAUUCCACCAAGUUGCAAUUACAUGAUACUUGUAGCUACUUCAGGAGACACAGGGAGUGCAGUCUUGAAUGGUUUUAGUCAUCUUAAUAAGAAUGACAAGCAAAGAAUAGCUGUGGCCACAUUUUUUCCUGAGAAUGGACUAAGUGAUUUUCAAAAAGCACAAAUAAUUGGCAGUCAAAAAGAAAAUGGGUGGGCAGUGGGUGUCAAGUCAGAUUUUGAUUUUUGCCAGACAGCACUGAAAAGAAUUUUUAAAGAUUCUGAUUUUACUGGCUUUCUUACUGUGGAAUAUGGAACAAUCUUAAGUUCAGCAAAUUCCAUGAACUGGGGCCGACUGCUUCCCCAAGUAGUUUAUCAUGCUUCUGCAUAUCUUGAUCUUGUUAGCCAAGGAUUUAUUUCUUUUGGAAGCCCUGUUGAUGUCUGUAUUCCCACAGGAAACUUUGGUAACAUUUUAGCGGCAGUAUAUGCCAAAAUGAUGGGAAUCCCUAUUCGAAAAUUUAUUUGUGCCUCUAAUCAGAACCAUGUUUUGACUGAUUUUAUAAAAACAGGACAUUAUGAUCUAAGGGAAAGAAAAUUAGCACAAACCUUUUCACCAGCAAUAGAUAUUCUCAAAUCUUCAAACCUGGAACGACAUUUACACUUAAUGGCUAAUAACGAUGGACAAUUAAUGACAAAAUUAUUUAAUCAAUUAGAAGAGCAGCAUCACUUCCAGAUAGAAAAGAAGCUAGUUGAGAAACUUCAGCAAGAUUUUGUAGCCGGCUGGUGCUCUGAGGCAGAGUGCCUAGCAGCUAUUCACUCCACCUACAAUACUUCAGGGUAUAUUUUGGAUCCACACACUGCUGUUGCAAAAGUGGUUGCAGACAGAAUGCAAGACAAAACCUGCCCGGUGAUUGUCUCAUCUACAGCUCAUUACUCAAAGUUUGCACCUGCUAUCAUGCAGGCUUUCCAAAUUAAGGAAAUAAACCACACUUCAUUAAGUCAGCUUUAUUUACUGAGUUCAUACAAUGCAUUACCUCCACCACAUGAGGCUUUAUUAGAAAGGACAAAGCAGCAAGAGAAGAUGGAGUACCAGGUCUGUGAAGCUAAUGAGAAUGUCAUGAAGAGUCAUGUGGAAAAACUGAUACUAAAUUGGUUCUUAUAAAAAUUUCUGAGUACAGUAUUUUUCUGUUGAUAAGCAUGCAGUAAUAAAUCACAAAAGUUGACUUGGAAUGUAAAAGCAUUUUGUUUUAUAUGUAAAUAUCUAUGUAAGAUCUAUUACCUUGGAAUUUCAAUAGUCUAAUCUCUAGGCGUAAACAUUGGACCUGAACAUGCUCCUUGGAUCCUUAAUCUAGAAAUGACAAAAAGAUAGCAUAGUGCAUGAACUCUUGUGCUGUUGCAUUGUGCUUUGCACUCAUGAGGGAUAAUAAGUUUCCACUCCCUCACCCCUACUUUUAAGUGGACCCAAGAUGUCUGAUACUCAAUUUGACAAUUUAAAUAUUUGAGUAUGAUUGUUAAGUACUAUAUCUGUAACCAUUGCUAGUUCUGUAUUGAGUACAAAGAUAAUUUACCACUCAUGUCUAAACUUCUGUGGAGGAAGUAGUAAGCUCAUCUGUUAUGACAGUGUUUUUUUUAGCUUUCUUCAAACUUGAUUUUGGACUACAAUUAUGUGUAUUCUGCACCAUCCAAAUCAGAUAUAUGCUCUGUCCUUCACCCCUCUUUGGAUGUUUAGAGCUAGGAUGAUAUAUCAAGAGACGCUGAUUUAAAUGCAGAAUUAAAUAAUCCACAAAACUACUUAAUAGUGGAUACAGAAAUAAAAUUACUUACCUCUUUCAAGAGAAGAGUUUUCCAAGAUUCAGAGUACUUGAAUAGUCUUAAAGAGGUAUAUUUAUGAUUUUAGGUAGCAGAUUUCCUGUAUUAUUUGAGUCCUUACCUAUAUAAUUUGUUGAAUGUCUCUCUUCAAUGAACAUUGUAUUUCUUGGCAACUAAAACCACACAACUGAUGCACAUAUUUAAUUUUUCUUUCUUCAUAGUAAUAGUACUUUUUAACCAUGAUCUACAUUUGUGAAUUUACUGUAUGCUUUAUUUCUGAAUUAAAGAUUGCCAUUGAAAGGA
Molecule: messenger RNA, 3540 nt
Organism: Manis pentadactyla (Chinese pangolin)
Lineage: Eukaryota; Metazoa; Chordata; Mammalia; Pholidota; Manidae
Gene: THNSL1
Product: threonine synthase like 1
Exons: 3
Coding region: 359-2590 (743 amino acids)
Cellular component (GO): cytoplasm
Source: RefSeq, a predicted model, not a curated record